CUACAAGCGCGUCCAGGUGAUUCCUCAAUAGAACCGUUACAUCGUGACAACUACCAACAUUCAAAUGAAAACGAACAGCCCAACGGCAUACAACGUCCCCAACAAUCCAUUUCAACGACUUCAUUUUCGGAUAUGAACGCUGCCACAAACGCGAAUCGUUUCAACACCUCACCUCGGUACCAUCGAUAUUCUGUGGAUUCGCCGACUUCCUAUGACCCACACGGAGCAUAUUCACGGCCAUACCGGUCCUCCACUGCCAGUGGGACUGUGGAUUCUCCGAAUCGCCCCAGAAGCUCUCCGCCAUCGCCGCCGGUCUCCCAAAGACCGGCGGAGUCAUCUUGCUCUAAAAUGAUCUCGAAUUACAGUAUGAACGGUGGUGUCAAUGCCGACAAUAAUAAUAGUAAUGAAGAUGGGAAUAUGGACCAUUGCGCUUACAACGCAGGCUCGAGUUACGCCAGAAGCGAACAAGGAUAUUACGGCAAUCCAGAUUUGAACGCAAAUUCAGCUGCUUACAAUCCGAUCGGAGACCAACGGUCUGCGUCCCUUGCUGGACCGUCAUCAUGUGAAGGUGGACCGGGCUCACCUUCAGCCUCCUCAUCGGGCUAUCGAUAUUCUGAGGUAGAAGCCUCGACGAUUAAGAGCGUUUCGUCGGAUCCAAGGACGGCUCGAAUUCCGUCGUCGUCUACGGAUUCUACGACAGCGUGUUCGUCUUCGACCUCUUCAACAACCUCAACGAUCGUUUUAAGGCAAAAUCCCACGUCGGCGCCGGGCAACAACCGCUGCCCGCCACCACCGCCUAAGCAUUCAACGGGUGCCCCUGCGCCCCCUCCACCACCACCUCCGCCACCUCCUCCACCAGUGGAGAUGCUUCGAAGUUGUCGCCCUUCGGUUAGUUGGCUUAGAUGGAUUCCGUUUGCCCAUCUCCUUCCACUGAAACUUUUUACUCGUUUGAAAUGA
Messenger RNA from Anisakis simplex (herring worm), 957 nucleotides. The record is from the annotation of a GenBank genome assembly. NCBI's taxonomy places the organism in Eukaryota, Metazoa, Nematoda, Chromadorea, Rhabditida, Anisakidae.